AUGGCGGCGUCGUUCCACCUCGAUGGCAAGCAGAUGAAAAAUGUGAAUGUCACGGAUGCGCCAGGCUCGCCUCCAGACGGUGCUUCGGAUGAGGUCUUUGACGAUGGACUCAGCCAUGUGGCCGAGAAGUUUAGAGGCACCUCGGCCGACAAGCGAGACAUGAUGAUCAUGGGCAAGAAGCAGGUGCUGCGUCGAAACUUCAGCUUCAUCACAAUGCUGGGAUUCGCCUCGACUUGCAUUGCCAGCUGGGAGGGUAUUCUAACAUACCUCGGAUUCGUCUUGACCGAUGGCGGCCUUCCCCUCCUGUUCUGGGGCUUUAUUGCAUGUGGCAUCGGCCAGACUCUUGUCUAUGCCAGCGUUGCGGAAAUGGCGUCCAUGUCACCCACAGCUGGAGGUCAAUACCACUGGGUGUCAGAGUUUGCUCCGCAACGGUUGCGAAAAGUCUUGAGCUACUACUCUGGCUGGCUCACUGCUAUCGGCUGGCAGGUGUAUAAUGCCAGUGUGUGUUUCUUGGUCGGCACCAUGAUCCAGGGUUUGAUCGUCCUGAAUGACCCGACAUACAUCUACAAGAGAUGGCACGGGACACUCUUGUCCAUGUCCACCACCGUCUUUUGCAUCUCUUUCAACACCGUAUUGGCGUCUCGGUUACCAAUCAUCGAGGGAAUGGUUCUGAUCCUCCACAUUGUGGGCUUCUUCGCCAUCGUCAUCACCCUCUGGGUCAUGGCACCGCGUGCCGACGCACACACGGCGUUGCUCGACUUCACCAACAACGGCGGCUGGGCGAGCGACGGUCUAUCGGCGAUGAUUGGGCUGCUGGCCCCCAUGGCUGUGCUGGUUGGAUAUGACUGUUCCGUCCACAUGUCCGAAGAAAUCAAAGACGCCUCAGUCACGCUGCCUCGCGCCAUCAUGGGCUCUGUCACUGUCAACAUUACCUUGGUCUUCGUCCUUAUCACGACCCUGUGCUUCACGACGGGAGAUCAGACCUCGGCGGCCACGUCAGCCACGGGCUACCCAUUCAUCCAGGUCUUUUACAACGCGACCAACUCGUUCGCCGGCACCAACGUCCUGACGGCCAUCAUCAUCGUCAUGAUGGCCGCGUGCGCCGUGUCUGAGGUGGCGGCGGCGUCGCGGCAGAUCUGGGCGUUUGCGCGUGAUGGUGGGCUGCCGGGUUCGCCGUGGCUCGCGCGCAUUUCGCCUGGGUGGAACAUCCCACUGCCAGCGGUGACGGUAACGCUGUUGGUGUCGGCGCUGAUCUCGCUCAUCAACAUCGGUUCGACCGUCGCGCUCAACGCCAUCACCUCGUUGGGUGCCAUCGCCACGCUCAUCUCCUACUUCCUCACCAUCAGCUGCGUGCUGUACCGACGCCUCACGGGGCCCGAGCUGCCCCCUCGCCGCUGGUCACUGGGCCGCUGGGGUCUGCCCAUCAAUGCUGCGGCCCUGCUCUUCCUAACCCCGUUGAUCUUCUUCCUAAGCUGGCCCCUGACAACGCCCGUCACCGCCGAGACCAUGAACUGGUCGAGCACCAUGCUUGGAGGCUCCCUGAUCAUCGCCACGGCAUAUUACCUGGUGUGGGGCAAGAGCUCGUACGUGCCACCCGUUGUCCACGUCAAGCGCGACAUGUGA
Fonsecaea nubica is the source of this 1623-nucleotide messenger RNA. RefSeq lists its product as hypothetical. Gene Ontology annotation, molecular function: transmembrane transporter activity. The coding region runs from base 1 to 1623 and encodes 540 amino acids. Gene Ontology annotation, cellular component: membrane. Gene Ontology annotation, biological process: transmembrane transport. The transcript has 7 exons. NCBI's taxonomy places the organism in Eukaryota, Fungi, Ascomycota, Eurotiomycetes, Chaetothyriales, Herpotrichiellaceae. The record is from RefSeq and is a predicted model, not a curated record.